AUGUCGGCAAAAUACGAUCAAUUUAUUGCUAAUGAUGUGACUUCAAACCGCUCCAAUGUUGCGCGACAGAUGUUGAUUAAAGAAUAUAAAAAACUAGGGCACGGAGCGUUUGGUACCGUAGUACAAGCGUAUCUUACGCCCGACAAUCACAAAUGGUACGGUCCGUUUGCCAUCAAAAAGGUACCGGCGCAAACAGAGUAUAAAUCGCGUGAAUUGGAAAUCUUGCGGGUCGCAGACCAUCCAAAUGUGGUCAAAUUAGAGUAUUUUUUCACGCAUGUGUCGCCUUCCGACAACAAACUGUACCAGCAUCUUGCCAUGGAAUGCCUUCCGGAAACACUGCAGUUAGAAAUCCACCGGUACACUUCGAACAAAUUCGAGCUACCUUUGAAGCACGUCAAACUUUACACUUAUCAAAUUGCGCGCGGAAUGCUGUAUUUGCAUGCGCUUGGUAUCUGUCACCGUGACAUCAAGCCGUCGAACGUAUUGGUAGACCCGAACACCGGUGUUCUCAAGAUCUGCGACUUUGGCUCCGCCAAGAAACUCGAACCCACGCAACCUUCGAUCAGCUAUAUCUGCUCCCGUUUUUACAGGGCACCAGAAUUGAUCGUCGGUUGCACACAGUAUACCACCCAAAUUGACAUUUGGGGGCUUGGGUGCGUGAUGGGAGAAAUGCUUAUAGGGAAAGCCGUUUUCCAAGGGCAAGAGCCGCUAUUGCAACUACGUGAGAUUUCCAAGCUUUUGGGACCCCCAGACAAGAAGUUUCUGUUCUUUUCCAACCCUUCCUAUGAUGGUCCACUGUUUUCCAAGCCCCUCUUUACGGGAACGCCUGCUCAAAGGUUCGAAAAACAUUUCGGGAACGCCGGACCGGAGGGCAUUGAUUUGCUGAUGAAAGUUCUCGUUUACGAACCCGAAAGUAGAUUAUCGCCUAGGCGAAUAAUGGCACACAGUUUUUUUGACGAUUUAAGAAAAGAACGUUAUUUCUUCCCUAGGGGCCAUACGCAACCGAAAUAUAUGCCUAGUCUCUUCGAGUUUUCGCAAUUUGAGUUGCAGAUCCUCGGGGAGCUGGCUUCCCAGGUGACGCCGCAAGAGUGA
Lachancea mirantina is the source of this 1092-nucleotide messenger RNA. NCBI's taxonomy places the organism in Eukaryota, Fungi, Ascomycota, Saccharomycetes, Saccharomycetales, Saccharomycetaceae. The record is from the annotation of a GenBank genome assembly.